Molecule: messenger RNA, 6992 nt
Organism: Anopheles coustani
Lineage: Eukaryota; Metazoa; Arthropoda; Insecta; Diptera; Culicidae
Product: nuclear pore complex protein DDB_G0274915
Exons: 13
Coding region: 263-4108 (1281 amino acids)
Source: RefSeq, a predicted model, not a curated record
AGCAAUCUUGCUUGAUUAUCAUCCCGUCUUGAAGUGUUUAAAACCCGCAGAAAUAACAAACGUGUAAUAUAGCAAUUGUGAUUUUGUGCUUAUAAGAAAAAUUAGAAAGAAACGUCCGUUGAGCACGCUGCAAUUGUACGAAAGUAGCCUGUUUUCCAGUACAACAAAGAGGCGAAAGAUAAAGUAGCACACAUUUCGUGGGGGGAAAGCACCCACCGGUUUUUCCCAGUCAUCACUCCGUAGCAAUACCAUACCGUGGUGAAUGACACUGAUAGGGCCGGGCGCCCCAGGAAUGGCAUUUAUGAUGAAGAAGAAAAAGUACAAGUUCUCGGUGGAGCUGCGGCUGGAGGAGCUGGUCGAGGUACCGUUCCUCAACGCGGUCCUGUUCGCCAAGAUUCGUCUGCUGGACGGCGGAUCCUUCCAGGAGCACAGCAAUAGGGAGGAGGUACGGAACCACACCGUCAAAUGGGGCCAGAAGUUUGAGUUUCCCUGCAAGAUGACGUCGAACGCGUCGACCGGCGUGCUUGAUCCGUGCACCGUGCGGAUAUCGGUGCGGAAGGAAAUCAAGGGUGGCAGGAGUUACCAGAAACUAGGCUUUACCGAUCUGAACCUGGCGGAGUUUGCCGGCUCGGGCCUUACGUCUAGAAAGUGUCUCCUUGAGGGGUACGACGCGCGGCACCGGCAGGACAACUCGAUGUUGAACGUGUCGCUGCGCAUGCACAUGAUUCAGGGUGAUAUUUUGUUCAAAGUUCCUUCCCCGAGCCCGAAGUCGAAAACGGCCCUGCCGCAGGACAAUCUGGCGCUCGGAUUGCAGCCCGCCGAUCCGGCGAUGUCGGUCGGGCCCGUCGUUACGCCCGUCGUAGCGCGCGUUACCAAAGACGAUCCAGUCGUGACUUCCGUCGCACCCGGGUUCGAUUCGCUCACGAAGAAGAAACCCGCCCAGGUCCUCCCUCCAACGUUGGAUCAUCAGAUAUCGAUGGAAAUGGACCACCAGUCGCUCAUCAUUACCGACUCCGGUAUCUCCGAAUCUUCCGAUCCGCCAUUGUCCCUGCUGGAGCUGCAGUCCUCGCUGCCCGUCGUGACAGCGCUUUCCGUUGGCAGCACCGUACCGACGGUGGGUAAUGUGCCGGCGGGCCAGGUCGCCGCUACCGGCACCGGAACGACGGUCGUGGGGUCGGUUGAGAUGGGUCAUUCCCGUAACUCGAGCAAUACUAGUCAAAUGUCCAAAGGUUCCGGUUACAGCAGUUUCUCCCACAGUCAACACUCGAGGCAAAGCUCCGAGGGAGAUUCCGGUCACCAGAGGUUCCGCUCGGGGACGGCAUUUCAUGGCAAACCGAUCACGGUGCUGACGGUGCCGCCUGUUAGUAGUACCACCAACACCACCAAAACCACCACCAUCGCACAGCCUCUAGUUAACGGCGGCUCCUCGGGCCGUUUGGUAGCGAUCGCUAAUAAGAAACUUCACAUCACCAGCGGUGGCGGGCUCAGCAGCAGCAGCAGCAAUACCAGCACGGGCAGCUUCGGCUCCGGCCCCGGAGCGCCACUGAAGACGAUCACCGCGAACCGGCUGCUGAUGAAGCUGCGCAUACCGCAGAGCCCGACGUCGGACUCGGGCGACGAGCUGUUCGUGACGCCGGACGUGACGGUGCUGUCGGACGGCGGGGGCGAUACGGGCGACGAGCGGACCGAAUCGGGCGUGGAGGAGUUCGGCACUCCGACGGCGGAGAUUCCGCUCUCGAAGCUGGUGAAGAUCAAGAGCAUGAACAACCUGUCGGUGCCGAAGGGCAGCAUGUUUCUGGACGAUCAUGCGGAUGAUGCGUUGCAUUUCGGGCUGCCCGUCGGUGACCCAUCGUUCGACAGUGGGUUGGCCGUGGAUGACCACACGCUAGCGCCUGGAACGCCUCAAGGGUUGCUGCUCAACCUGAGCCGCAUGAAAUCGCUCGGCAAUCUGUCGGCGUACGAACGCGAGUUCGGCGACACGCCCGUCGAUCUGCUGAAGCUGAAGAAGGACUUCGAGACACGGCGGUUCAGCUUCGCCAAGAUGAAGUCACUUACCGAUCUGACGGUGGACGACGAGAAGGACGACGUGCUGGUGCGCCGCCGGCGCCAGCUUGAGGCGGCCGAGUCCGAGCGCAGCUCGUCGGACGAGUCGACCAAGGCGUCGCAGCUGUCACCGCCCGCCAGUAUUGCUGGCGCGUGCGAGUUGGCCAACCGGCUGCUGCCGUUCCAGAUGCGCAACUCCUUCCACAACGGUGUCUACCGGAAGCGGCACGGUAUCGGGUACACGCGCUACAUCGGCAUCGACGAUGAUCCGGCAGCGAGUGCCUGCCCGAGCAUAUACGGUGGUGGCAGUAACCUCACGAAAAUCAACUCACUCGGUACGAUCCCCACCGUGGGGUUGGGUGAGCGCGUCGACCACGUACCCUUCCUGACGCCCAACAUUGGCCGGAAACGGUUCGCGUCCACCUCGACGACGAACAGAACGAGCGCAACCAGCAGCAGCAGUCCGGAAGAGGGCGAACAGCCGAGGCCACGGUCGGCGGCCUCGGGAACCACCAGCAUGGCGACGAAAGUGAUCGCCCGCAACUCGGCACGAGCAGGCGGUGCGAAUCCAUUCGAACGUAACUUCCGCAAGAGCGCCCCAAUCGGAUCGUCCGGUUUCGAGGGCGCCACCGAUCGUCUUUCGCUAGCGGACGGUUCUAUUACGUCCGGAUCCGUCCAGCAGCUCGGUGGCUUUUUCCGGCAGUCAGACAGCAACAUCGUGCGCAACUACCCGAUCGGGAAGUCGUCUUCCGCCAAUCUGGAAUCGCUGAAGCACCGCUCGUCGUACAACAACUUCCCGCUCAGUCUGAAGACCCACCAACCGCAGCAGCAGCAGCAACAACAGCAACCUCCAGCCCUGCCUAGAGGAGCUGGAGGGGUUGUGAUGAAGGGCGUCGAUGCGGUAAAGAGUGUCGUCGUUCCGGUGACGGGCGUUGUGCCGGCGCAACCGUCGAUUGCGGGAAAUCGUGUCUACCAUAGAUUCCGCUCGGUAGUACGGGUGGUUCUUAAGUUUAUCAUAAAGGGGCAUACGUCAAACCAAUCGACAAACGAUUGCCAUAAGUCUACCACGAUCAAUAAUGCUACUGUAGCUACUACUAGUUCUACCACUACUACAACUUCCGCAAAUACUACUUCUACUUCUACUACUACUACUACUACUACUACUACUUCUACCUCUACUUCCACUUCUACCACCACCUCUACCAGUGCGACGGUGCUAAAGAACAUUUGUGGUUUACACCGGCGCUUGCUGGACGGUAGCACCCGUCAACUAACCUCCCUAACGCUAGCGACACCGGCGACAUCCGGUGCGGCCGCCUCCGCCAGUGGUACGUCCUCGUCCGGCUCGAGCGCCAUUAGCCCGUCCUCGACGGGCACUUCGGUUGGGGCGAGCGCGGGCAUCCUUCCGCCCACCGGAGUGGGACAUCCGGGGCCGGUGACCGUUGGUCCAUCGAUGACCGACUGUACCGACAUGAUGGUAUCGUCGGGCAGCGAUCGAUCAACGCCGGGCCACGGAUCGUCCGCCGGGUUUUUUCCUCCCUCGGUCGGUUCCGGAACCGGUUCCGGCGCGUUGUCGGGUGUUCCCUCCGGUGUCUGCACCGUGACAACGCCCCUGUGCGUUGUCGCAUCAUCAUCCUCAUCAUCCGGCUGCGAGUCGAUGCUCAACAAUGGCACUAACAACUCAUCAUCCCUCAAUCUACCAUCUUCGCUUGCGCUCCGACGUCCAAGUGCUAACAUAAAUCCCAGUUCUAGUUCGAUACCAAUGAGCGAAACCGGCUCACUCGAUCGCAUGAAGUCGGCGGCGGAGCGAAGGAAAAAGGGCGAGGACAGUGGUAUGGCGCCGACGCUAUCCGGGCGCGUCGAAGACACGCGGGUCAACACCGGUUUAAUCAUUGACGAGCUGCUUAAAAACACCAAACUAGACCACCUAGAAGAUGCAGAAAAUCCCACCGGACUAGCACUGUACAUCAGUAGCGAUGGUACGACGAUGGUUGGCAGCCACGAGGUCCGUUCGCGGAUGCCGGCCGGAGCGUUCAAGCAAGUGGUGAUGGAAAACCCAAGAUAGUAGCAACAGUAGCACCGCCGGACACGCCGUCGCCGACCGCGAGCCCUGAUCGGCGAAUCGAUGCACGGACGCGCAUGCCUGACCGGGCGUAUGGGGCACUUUCCUAUACGAGCACACCGCGCCGGCGAUCGUAUCAUCCUACCUGCGGCAUCCUUUAUCAACACCCCGUAUUGCGGUCAUCCACUGGUGGGGGGAUACCGAUCCGAUAUGUACUUGCCAUACCGUGCACGUACGAACCAACAUGGUGUGAUUUUCGGUCAGCAAAGGCGCCACGCCGUACCGUGUAGCUAUAAGGGUUUUAGGCACAAGUAUUUGCACGUGGUCAUGAUUGAGAGUACGAAGCGUUAUGCGGCAUAUGUUCUGCGUGUGAUUAUUAUAUGUUCCGGUGCGGAACCAUCUAUCCAGUUUGUUGGGCGUUGGUGCUUCGUUUUGGAUUGAAUUUAAAUCUCCGUGUCGCUGGCGGGAAAACGGAUCCCAUUGCGAUGUAACUUCCACCCGAAGGACAAAGCCGAUGCGUCCACAAAAGUUUUUACUAGACAUUCGAAACAAGAACUAAAUGAUAGCGUAAAAGUGUAAAAUUCAACUCUUCAACUCGAGUUAAUAGAGUACCCCCGGCCGUACAUUGUAGAAUGUUAGACCUAUUUGUUUUCGUUUCGUUUAACGCUUUUCGUUACUAAUUGCCCCAACUUGAAACCGCACCAAACAACAGAAAGCAGAAAGCUAGGUAGGUAGUGGAAUCGAGAAACGGAAGAACGCCAGAAAUGCCAUACGCCAUUAUGUUGUGAUAAACUUUAACGGGUUACAGAUUUUAUUUCGGUUCUUCUACUUGUGCAGCACCCCUUGAAGGAACUAGGUAGUUGGUGGUACUUUCUGUUUUUGUUUUUGUAUAGGUACGUGUGUGUAUGUGUGCGCGCGUGUGUGUGUAUAGGAAUUUUUAUAGUUAGGGAACUUUUUUUUGAUUUUGUAAAAGCAUGUCCGGUUUGGUGCCGUUACUGGUGUCUGACGAAGGUAGGGAGAGCGAUUCGAGAAACCGGUAGAACACUCGCCACUAAACUCAAACAUUUCUUUAAACAACAAAAGAAAGUGGAAAAGUGGCAUAGAAUCAUGGAACGACAUGAAACAAUUCUCGAUCGACAGAAGCAAUAGCAAUCGAAACAACCCGUUCGAGACGAAGUGGGCAAAGUGAGAGUAGUAACUAACUUGACCACGGUCCGGAAGAAAGCUUGAUAUAGCCAGAACAAAGUCCAAGUCGAAGUGUGUCCUGACGGACGUGAUAUAGCCAGGGCGCGAUACGAAACGCGCGUGGCGCGGGUAUCAAAGAGAUGGUGUGCGAAUGUGAGCGAUAGUACGCAUGUAAAACCGAGAAAAGGCAGAUUUUGUACGUGCGAUUUUUUAGCGGUGGUAUUAUUAUGAUUAUUAUUAUUAAUGUUAUUUUUAUUUUAUAUUAUCCGUUCCAGCUAACGUAAAAUUUAAAGAAAGCAAAUUAAAUUUGUUGACAUUUAUUUUAAAUAAUUUUCCAUCGGUUCAGUUCGUGAUUUAUUUUUCGUUCUCUAGCAAUCAUUGUGUAUAGAGUAUAAGUCAUACUGUUGGUUUGCUAUUUGGCCAGGUUCUGUUUCGUCCGUUGCUUCCAAUGCUGACCUUGGCAAUUGCAAAAUAGCUGCCCCCGCUUGUGUCAAACACGAAGAGCGUUUUUGGAGUUCAUGUAACAUUCGAAUAGUAAUUAUUUUAACCUUUUUCCACCUUCAAUUAACGGACCAUUUUUGUUUGACAAUAUGUUGUGUUAAAAAGCUGGGCAGCGCAAAGUAUCACAAUUCAUUGAAAAACACAUACUCGUGGACAAUAGCACAGUGGACGUUGAAAAAUAAUAAAAUUAUGGCGGAUGACCCGAGUACCCUAACUCGUAAAGGACUCGUAACUGAAGGUCAAAGUAUUGUUUGUAACAUAACUGUACGGCAGAGAGUGUUAUGUAUGCAUCUGAGAAAUGAAGGUCCCCUCUAUCACAGUAAGAGGCAAUAGACAGUCAGCAUGGAUAUCACCAGACAUUGGACAAUGAUUUUGCACGUUCUUUUUUUUAAUGUUCGAAAUUGAACGAAAAAGUAAGAAAGGUGUAAUGUAAAAGUAUUCGGUGACAUUUACGCGCAAGUUCACAGAGGAGAACAAAUUCUAAGAGAGAAUCAUAUUUUUAGCAUCCGUUUAGAGAACCACUGAAACAUCUUCUACCGAAAACAUAUUAGGUAACCGAAAGGAUUUAGAAAAGGUGAUAUUUCUAGGCCCAUAGCGAGGAUCGAUCAUCGUAGUAGAACAGGAGCAUUGAUUGACGAAUUCCUACGUUGUGUACUCUGUUGUUCAUAGACCCUCCCCUCAGUACCCUCCUCCGUUGACGAGUUAAUAGUUAAAACAAAACAGUCUUCAAGCGCAAAUUCACAUUCAAACCAAUCGUCAAAGUUUGUCCGGAUUUUUGUCGUAGCAAUUUCCCUGUAGUUUGUUCCAAGAGAGGUGAAGCGAUUCGAGCAAGUUGUCGAGCAAAAGAGCGAUAGAGAAAUAUUCUACCGCCACAUUCCGUGUCCCGCCGUGGCGAACGUUCCAGCCGUUACAUCCAUUAUGGUAAACAUGCGAAACAUGGAAAAGAUGAGCGUCCCACUGGAUGGAGGCGGACACAGUAUUGGACAGAACAAGGUGGUACCGCGUUGUGAUGCGCACGUGAGCAAACUCGAGCGGAAUGUAAAAUUAUUUAAAACACUGACGAAUUACAGUGAGCAUAUGUUGGCGAUUAAGCAAAUCCCACGGUGUGAUUGUGUGUGAGUGUGUGCUUCCGCACGCUGCGAGAAUUAUAACAAAAAUAUACAAAACAACAAAUCUGAACUCUGAGGCUCAAUGAUAGAUA